GUGGGCAAGACCCCAUCUGAUCUGAGGCUGGGUAGCUUGUACCUCCUGCAGCAGCAUCAGGCUAGCUCACCCCCUUGGACUCAGGAUGGCUGCCUCUCAGUUUUGGUUCUCUCUUCUGGUCCUGUCCUGUUGUGUGGCUCUCUUGCUCCCACCCUGUGCUCAGGGGGCUCCACAGGAGCCAGUGUACCCUGGUGAUGAUGCCACCCCAGAGCAGAUGGCCAAGUAUGCGGCAGAACUCCGGAGAUACAUCAAUAGGCUGACCCGGCCAAGGUAUGGGAAGAGGGCAAUGGGCCAGAAAAUCUACCAGGACGGGGUGGAUUUCCUGGAAUAGAUGGUUCUGCUGUAGCAUUCCCAGGACAUCCAGUCAGCUGAAACUUCAGUGCUUCUGGCCCAUUCCCCUUCCCAUUUCCAGAGCUCUGUGGGCAGUCCUGGCCAUAGCUCCUAUCUCCUCUGAACUAAUGGCUUGGCAGAAGCUGAGCCACCGAAUUCUAUCUUCAUCCCUAUACCAUGCCUAAUAAAGCUGAGUCAAAAUCACAG
This is a messenger RNA of Monodelphis domestica (gray short-tailed opossum), 537 nucleotides long. It is a transcript of the gene PPY, whose product is annotated as pancreatic polypeptide. Gene Ontology annotation, molecular function: neuropeptide Y receptor binding; neuropeptide hormone activity. NCBI's taxonomy places the organism in Eukaryota, Metazoa, Chordata, Mammalia, Didelphimorphia, Didelphidae. Gene Ontology annotation, biological process: neuropeptide signaling pathway; feeding behavior. The record is from RefSeq and is a predicted model, not a curated record. Gene Ontology annotation, cellular component: extracellular region.